GUUCGAGUUUCUCUGGCCCAGACGGCGGAAGGCUUUCUACGCGCGACUGCUCUACAAAGGAAUCCCGAAGUUCUGCUGUUCCCGACCUGGUUUCCCGUAUACCUUCUGGAGGAUCAUAGCAUUUCCACACAUAGUGUGUAGUUUCGUUGGUUAAGAAAGCAAAGGAAAUCAACACAUACAAACGCACACACCCCCAAAAGGAAAAGUGGGAGAACACGAAAAGUGGGCGAGGAACAAGUGAAGGGUGGAUAUGAGCGAAAAGUUUGUCGAAAAUAAGUGGUGAAAUAUCAAUCGGAUUAUCGGACUUUAUUCGGGAUCACCAGUUGUAGAUUUUCGAGACGUAGCCAGUUGUCUCUGCAGUGAAAAGUGAACCUGUGUAAAAGCAAUCAAAAAGGCAGAAUAUUGUUUUGUGCUCCGAUAGAAGGUAUCAGUGACAAUUGGACACAGUUUUUAAUUGGUUAAGAAUAAGAGACAUUUUGGAUUGCUAAGAUUGCUAAAAUCAAAUAAUGUUAAAGUUAUAGUGACACAAUAGAGGAAAACUAGAAGUAUCGAUAAAGGAAAAAAAAAACAAUCAGGAAAAAUCGUUUCUUUGUGUUGGUGCAACACUUCUCGUCGUGGUAACUUAAAGUGCAAAACGGUAUUCGAUAUAGAUACCAGCCACAACUCCAGACAAUAUGCUGAUUAAAUUAGUGAAAAAGGAUUUUCCGUGCUUAAAGAAUGGAUUUAUAUAACAUUAUCUUCGGUUGAUAGACAUUUUCCGAAUUUACUUCAGUAAGAUGCACAGCGGUAGUUUCAUCUCAUCCAAACACCCGGCCAUCCCGGUGUCGAUCGGCAUUGCAUCGAUCGUGCUCGAGGGCCGCCCAGCAAUCCUUGACGAGGGCUCAGCGCGCUCGGGCGACAGCACAACAGCUGGUGGUGGUCCGGGAGGGGGAGGAGGUGGAUCGUCGGAUGAGGAAGGUGGGUUUCAUAGAUCGUUAGGCGGUGGUGGUAGGCACUACAAUGCAGCGGAAUCAUCAAUCGAAUCCGAGGGCGAACUGUUGGUCAACGAACGUCAGCAGCAUUCGUUCAUGUCCGAUGCUGCCAAAAGAAUCAAUCUAAAGCUCCAGCAAAUCCGCACCUGUCCGGGUAGCAGCAAGGAUGUCGUCGAGAAUAUGAUCACAGUAGAAGCCAGCUCGUCGUCUGGGAUGGGCCGUCGUGAUGACGAGCGUGACAGAUACGGUGGGUACGACGGAGUAGAGACGUACGUCAGCGAAACCCAUCCGAGUGAGUCGACAUCGUUGUUGUUCAGUGCCAAGGCCUGGGGUCGCGAACAUAUCUACAGUGGAUUUGAGAAAAUGAAGCUUUUGGGUGCAGUUUCGCCGAUUAAGGUUCCUCCGGCGGCGGCUGCUGCUAUCCCGUUCAUCAACUUUUCGUCGAACGUUAAUAGGAAAAAGUCCGAUGCCGGCUUGGGUAGUGCAUCUCCGGCGGCCGGUAGCAGCAAACAGCGCACCCGGGAAGGACCUCAUUGCGAGCAGUUUCUCAAGAAAAUUGGCGUAAUCAAGGCUGACCCCAGCGACGAAACGGAACACAGCUGCAGUUACCGGAACGAAUUCUGUCUACGUUGGCAGGCGUAUUUUAAACAACUGUCGUCUAUUUUAACUUGCGGUGAAGCAAUUUGCAUAGAGGUUUACCUUGGACCGGAAAAUCAUGCCAUCCUGCUGGAACAAUGGAUAUUGAAGCUGAAAUUGAAAACAUCUGAAUCAACAAUGACACUACAAUCGUUAUGUGCUGCCAUCCGUAGUCAAUUAUAUUUUUCGCAAAUCUCCGCCUGGACUGAUCUGAUAAAAAAUUCGCUUGAACCGGAAAUUUUCAACAAUCCACGAAUCAGAAAACUAUCCGCGGACGAACCGGGUGCUUCUUCAAUGAGUGCACCUAUCCCGAUCGGCGGUAGUUGCCACGCCAGUGGAGAAACAUCACCACUGGUUUUACCGAAAGCGAAACUGGACAUUCUGUUUCGCAUCCGUGGCUACGACAAUACUGCUUGCUUCAACGAGCAGCCGAACGUGCACAACUUUCCGGAUGCCAUCAUUGCAGACAACUAUGUUAUAGAAGUGUGCUUGAAGAGUUUGCCGAGACUGGAACGGAUACCUAGUAUCAAUGAUGAGAUGGAUGCCAAGAUGGAUGAGAGUUUGGUUAACGAUCGAAUGGAUUUGCCGUGUCAUGAGAAGGGAAAACAUCGGUGUGCUUUUCAGGACGAGGAUGACGAGGAUCCUCAAACGGGAGAAGACGACAUGUCCCCCGCUGCGAUUAGUCAUCGAGAGAAACAGCUGAUGAAGUACAAGAAACGUAUGAUGAAGCGCGAAAAGAAGAAGAAAACUUCUGCACAGGAGGUCACGGUGGCAAACAAUGGCGGUGGUCGUGCCGAAACGGUACCCAUGAUGGUUACCCCACCUAUGUGCAAAUCACCGGCAUUGAAAAUUCCUACCGUGAAUCACCACGCCAGCAACUGCAGCAGCGCAUCGCCGUACGCUUCAUCAAUCAAUCUUAUCCAACCACCACUGUACUCGAAUUGCGAUGAUCUUUACCAACCAGCCUCGUGUGUGAACAACACGAAAGCAACUCAGACUGCCAUCUUCCUCAGCAUGUCCAACGGUGGUAACGUUUCGACCGUAGCCACCCAGACAGAUGCGAGUGGGUGUUGCUGUCUCUGUGCUAAGCAGCAACCGGAGCCGGCACCUGGUCAUAGAUCAACGAGCACAAACAGUGAUAGCAAAAUGCAAUAUAGUAAUAGUAAUUAUAAUCGUCGUGAUUACACUAGUGAUGACUGUGAUACUAGCCAACCAGAGGUGGCUGUUGUGGUCCACGAUGAUGUCCAGUUGAAACGCCAUCAUCGGGAAGAGGAAUCCAGGGGUCUUCGGAAGGCCGAACUGCUCCUACAGGCCAUUCAUAGGACGGCCAUCAUCAACGACCACCAGCAACCAGACGUGGCACAUUUCAAAAACAAUAAUUACUAUAGUGGUAGUUACUAUGAUAAUAACAAUACUGGUAGUGAUACAGCAAAGUGUGAGCGAAGAGAAUGUGAUACUUUUACUUUCAAUAAGGAAGCACUAGAUUUAGGAGACUGUCGUUUGUGCAAACGACAAAAAACGAAGCAUAAUUUUAAGUUAGCUCUCAACCAGUCGGAUAGCAGCAGCUGCAGUAGCAGUAGCAGCAGUACCAACAACAGUCCUCCCGGUUGUCGCCGAACGUUGUCGGAAAGCUUGGUCGGCCAUUUUACUAUACCAUCCUCCUCGCCCGGUGGUGACGAUGAAACCGAUUCCAAUUCCUACCACGUCAACGGGUUCAACGGACACAAACAAGGCCAGGACGUUGGUGAUCUCAGCGUCGCCCUCAGCAGUUCGGCUGGAGCCGUCGACAACGGCGGAGCGUUCUCCUUUGAGCAGCUGAAAAAGGGCUACCGUCGAGCUUUCUCGGAAGAUGUCAUCGAUACGAUCAGUUUGGACAAUGCACUCGGAACGAAAAAACUCUCCGACGUGGAUAAUUGUGAGGAUGGUGGUGAUGAGGAUGACGAAAGGGAAGAUGAAACCUUCUCAAAAUGCGAUUGUCCGAUCAUGUUCGCUCAGCCAUCGCCGGUCGAGCUUUUGGGACGUCGUUCGGCGUUCGCUAGACCGAACGUCAACAGAAUGCAGACAUCCACGCCGGCCAGCAGUACAAGCAAACUUCCUCUCUACGUGAGUUGCACGGAAAGCGACUGCUCUAUCAGCACGGCCAGCAGCAUAUCACCCCACAAGAAACAGAUACUCAGCUGUACCGCUGUCGCCGGAAAUUCACGUCUCGCUGGGAAACCUUCAUCGUCUUCCUUAAAUUUCACCAUCCCCAAAAUCAACCUUACCAAUGUUUUCAACGUAUCGCCCCUCGCCCGGGAGGAUUCCGGCUUUGUCAGCAGUUCCAGUCCGAUACCAAUCGAUGGAAGUGUGUUCAAUUUUCCCGAUUCCGUCAGUAGGUUGAAUGUACAAAAAUCGAAUUCUGCCCCGACUUGUCAACUGUCACCAGGAUCUCUAUCGCCAAGGUUUCUACGUCAUGCUUACAAGAGCCAACGUACACGCUACCUAUCGGAACGCAGCUCCUUCUCGGAACGUUCAUCCAUCGGUUCCGAUGAACAAUUCUCCGACGAAGAGUAUCCUUAUUUGCUGGAUUUUACCAACAACGCUAGCAACGGCAGCAACUUACAUCUCAGUCCCAGCAAACUUCCGAGUUCACCGUUGAAGCUUGGCAUUGCUCAGCGACCAUUUAGUAAACCGUUUAGUAAAAACCUUUUCAAAUUUGGCCGCCUUCCGCUGUUAGGCACACUAGAAGAAUCGCUGCUACAGCGCCGCAUUGCCCCCAAGUUUCAGGUAGCCGACUUCAAGGUGUUACUCGGCGCCUCGGGGAGCUUCUGUCCGACUCAGUUAACCAUCCCGGCAGCUUCCUACUUUUAUGAACUACCAGGGCAGCACCUAACCACACCUUAUGUGUGCGAACUACGUCUUCCAAGGAAAGGUUACUCCAUCCCACGGCAAGGGACGGUACAGGUCACGUUGCUCAAUCCACUAGGCACCGUCGUGCGGAUGUUUGUGGUGCCGUAUGAUUUCCGGGAUAUGCCGGCGAUGUCCACGACGUUCAUCCGGCAGCGGAUAUUGGCAUACGACGAUAGUAACAAAGAUGCGUCACCCACAGCCGGCAACAGGAGCGUCGAACAGCUCAGCAAUGCCGAACAGAUGAAGCUACUGCGAUAUGCCAUCCAUUUGAGAUUUCAAACGUCUCGCUCCGGAAAGCUCUCGCUGCACACCGACAUCCGGCUGUUGAUCUCCCGUCGCACCGACUGUGAUACGGCCGCCGCCCACGCUAAGAACCUACUGGAGGCACCGAACGAGCUCAAGGUGGUCACCAUCGUACCGGAGAAUCCCAAGUUCAGCCUGCGGGUGGACAAACAGUAGAAUCUUCUCGCUCACUCAGUCACUGCAACACUAGUUCUGUUAGAAGUUACUCGUUUCCAUUUGCGUCCGUGUUCUCCUAUGUUUCUUUUUUAGAUUCUAACCGAUCCGUUUUAUUUCCAUGAAAAUUAUCAUGUUUUCAAAAUUUUUAAUCUGUUCUCGCGAUGGCAUUGUGAUUUCUGUUUUAUUCCCGGAGAGGGACCUUCUCGGUAUGCUCUACGCAGCGUGAUGGUUGUGGCGGAAUGUGAAAUAAGGACCACAACCGAAGAACUUAAAGUAGAGCAGGGAAAAGGUACCCGAGUGUAAAUCGAUUUUAACGAGCUGAUCUAUAUUUAAAUAUCAUUUGUUGUGAAUUCUUUUGUUGGUAGAAUAUAAAUCAGAUUUUUUCUUAUUCAUGAAAGUUGUCGGAUUCGAUUUCAUGUCACGUUUUUAGAUGUAUUCUAGAUGGAGAAGAAAAAAUAUUGGUAAAGAGUGAUGUGCUUCGUCUGUAGAGGAAAACAAAUAAUCGAUAUCACUAGUUGUGAUGCGAACAAACGAGAGCCAAGUAGGUUAUAUUUUCGUCUGCUAUUAUUUUGUCUAGGAUUUAAAAUCGCGAACGAUACGGUCAAAUUGGUUGCGCAAGCUGUGAUUUGCAAAGAUGGUCGCUUUUGGUGGCUUCGGCCUCGGAUUGUCGCCAUCUCUAAAUGAUAAACAAAAAGCGAAUUGUGUAUAUUGUUAUUAAUAUUCUCGUUUUAGUGAUAACAUUUUUUUCUGUUUGUUCAAAUUAAUCCGCCUAGGUUUAGGUCCACAAAACCCACUCUACCGAUGUGUGCUGUAUUCUGUAUUUUAAUUACCAUAAAAAUGCUAUACGUUUCGGUGCAGGGGGCAAAAACGAAAAGGUCUGCCAGAUUUCGCUGCAACACAGUCGAUGGGAUACAAUGUUAAGAAAUUUGAAAUUUGUGCAUGACGGUGUAAAAGCUUUUAUAGGAAAUCGUUAUUUUAGUCUCAACAAGAUGCCGGUUUUGAAAAAAAUUAAAAGUGUGGACCAUUGAGCAUUUUAGAAAAAUAACAUUUGAUUAUGCGGAUCGCCUGGAAAAACAACAUGACAGUAGUCAGAAUGUUUAAGAUAGGAAAAAUAAAAUCCUGAGUUUUCAGAACAAUCUUAGAUACGGAUAAAAGUGUAUUGUUCUCCUUGAAUUUACUGGAAAAACUCUCCAUUUUUAUUGUGGUAUCGACCUUGGUUAUAAAUCCAGAAAAUUUGCACAAUGCAGUCAACUUUCCAAAUGGAGAUUUUGAAGGGACCAUCGUAAUAGAGAAAAAUCGAAAAGUAGAAGUUUAUUAGAUCACUAGUAGACCGCUUAGGGAGAUAGAGAUAGAGAGAAAAUCUGUCACACAUGCAGAUGUUGAUCAUUAGGAUAGUUCAAAUUUCAAAAAUGUUCUUAAAUCGUAGCCUCUAUUAAAUCCUGUAAAUUACACUUAACACUAUUUUAGUCAGUCACCAGAUGAAAUAGAAAACCAGUCAGUAUAGCUUCAGUUCACAAACUACAAGAGAGCGAUCGUUUGCUUUAUUGCAUAUUUAUACUGUUCUGCUAUCACUCGUCAACCCAUACAAAUGUACCUCUUAUAUACAUUUCGACCUAAGGGAUUCCGAUCAUAGUUCGAUUAUCCUUUUACACAGCCCCGUAACGUGGGUAGAUCACCUUUUCGUGGUACGUUACGGGAUGUAAAAUCUACCACCGAUUCCUAGUCCUGACUACUUCAAAAUAGGGGAACAGGAUUUUUCAGUAAUCCAAGGAACACAGCUUAGUCCUUGUUACUUGUUAUGCCUUGUCGAUAGUGACAAGACUCGGCUUUAUCAACCGAGGAUGAUCUUGAAACAAGGAAAAAAUGAGUUAGUUAGUCUUCAUCUAUGUGAUUCCUAAUCUUCUAUUCGUUGUUCUCUAGUUUGAAGUGGUUUAGACUAGGGUUCUGAUGAAUGGUCAUUAUCGGUGUCAUACCUUAAUUUUGUUGCUAAGGAAUCCAAUUGUGACUGACAAAGGGGCGCGACUUUGUAGGGUGUUUCAACACUCCGAAUGGUAUAAAUAGCGGGACCUUUUAAUUAGAGUCGGAUCCUUGCGAUAAAUGCAAGAAUGACAACUGUAAAAAAAUCGAAUACU
Molecule: messenger RNA, 7087 nt
Organism: Ochlerotatus camptorhynchus
Lineage: Eukaryota; Metazoa; Arthropoda; Insecta; Diptera; Culicidae
Gene: atos
Product: atossa
Exons: 7
Coding region: 777-4955 (1392 amino acids)
Source: RefSeq, a predicted model, not a curated record